GGGAGUAGGACGUUUAGCUACCCAUCAAGCUAAGGGCUUUACUAAGAGAACCAUAUCCCUCCUCAUUUUCUCAUCAUUAAAUAGAACGAGACCACAAUAUUACACCAUCUCAUCAUCCUUUUCAACACCUUCAUAAUCUAACAAGCCAACACCUGUUCCUACAAUUCACUACAACAACAAAGAUGAAGCAAACACAGCAACAUCAAAUAUUUAUGUCUCUAUGUGUUCUAGCUCUGAUCAUUGUUGUUUCCAAUGGAGCUGAGGAUCUGUCUCAAAAAUGUGGACAAGUUGUUCAAAAAGUGAUUCCAUGUUUGGAUUUUGCAACUGGAAAAGCUGAUACUCCUAAGAAAGAAUGUUGUGAUGCUGCUAACAGUAUUAAGGAAACAGAUCCAGAGUGUUUGUGUUAUAUCAUUCAACAGACACAUAAGGGUAGCCCUGAAAGUAAGAGUAUGGGUAUUCAAGAAGAUAAGCUUCUUCAACUUCCAACUGUUUGUCAUGUCAAAGAUGCCAACAUAACCAAUUGUCCCAAGCUUUUGGGUUUAUCUCCAAGUUCCCCUGAUGCAGCAAUCUUCAAAAAUGCAUCAAAGAUAAACCCUCCAACAUCUUCAUCAUCUGCUUCAUCAACUGGAACUACUGCAAAAACACCAACACCAUCAAGUGGUUCAUAUAACCUUAGACCAGUUAUGAUGACCGAAGUGAUGAUGGUAACUUUGGCCAUUGUUCUUGGUGCAGUAACUGUGAGCAUUUAAUCAUGAUGAGUUGGAUAGAUACUAUGGUUGAAUGCUUCACCUAAUUACAAAUAGUGAAGUUUGGUUCUUAUUGGUUUGUUGUAUCUGUUUUCUGUAGGACUUUUUACAGCAUUUAAUUGGUUUGCAUCUCUGUUGUUCUGUUAAUGGUUUCUUGAAUUUUGGGAACUGGUCAUCAUUUAAUUUUCCUUUAUUGUUCACUUGUUACAUUUCGGUUUCACCAUUAAUAUGGAGUAGUAGUUUGUUGGUGAUUGUUGAGAACUUGUCAACAAAAAAAGUCUUCUAAGAAUAUGGGUUCAAUUAAUAUGUCAAUUAAUUGUUGA
Molecule: messenger RNA, 1069 nt
Organism: Trifolium pratense (red clover)
Lineage: Eukaryota; Viridiplantae; Streptophyta; Magnoliopsida; Fabales; Fabaceae
Product: non-specific lipid transfer protein GPI-anchored 1
Exons: 2
Coding region: 183-749 (188 amino acids)
Biological process (GO): lipid transport
Molecular function (GO): lipid binding
Source: RefSeq, a predicted model, not a curated record